AGAUUCAUCAUUGUACGCUACAGGUGUAUAGAGUUGUCUCUUCGUUUAGAUGACAUUUGACCCCGUAUUGGAUUGUCUUACCUGUUAGUGAUUGACAGCUCCUUACCUGACAUGCACAUGUUACCUUUAUAGUCACGUGACCCCAGGUGAGAAGUCGUUUGGUUUCUCUGUCUGUGACUUAACUCUCUGUUGUGAAAAUGGCCGGGGAUGUUAUGUGCCAGUUAGGGGGGAGGAGACUGAUGCUGACGACUUUCCUUGUCAGUAUUUUUUUCUGUGCUGUACAUGGGUUUAUUUAUGGUGCACCCCCGGAUUCGUGUGGAAAUCCGGUCACGUUUCACACUGAAGCUUUAAAUGAAACGCACGUGGGGCAAUUUUUAGCACAGAAUGCAUCCACUAGCAAGUACAAACUUGUGGUCGAAAAAGUUUCCUACCACAACAAAACAUUUGGCAAACGAAAACAAAGUGACAUCAUUCGAGUGACAUUAAAGGCCGCGCCGGGUGAUUUCUUCAGGGGGUUUUUCAUCCAGGCGACACGUGACAAUUAUCCUUUAGAUUCCCAGGACAGACCUGCGUACGGAACCUUCCGAUCAAUUGACUCUAACUCUCAGCCUCGUUUGUGUCGGGCAGCCGUCGGUCAGGUCGGGGGAAUCACGCAUACAGGAAAUAACAACAAAACGGAAGUGUCUGUUGAUUUCAUACUUCCGGUAGGAUGCAAUCUAGGAGAUAUUCAGUUUGUAGCGACAGUCGUAAAGACCUAUAGCCAGUACUGGGUGGAUGUAAGAUCUGACCCUGUCUCACCUAUCGGCUUCCAAGGACAAAGAAGCCUGCUUUGUCGACUGUAUUACGAUCCAUUCAACCAGAGGCUGCAACAACAAGUUCUGCAAGUGCUCCGGCGUCUACAAAUGGCCAACGUCCGCCAACCCGCUCAACCAAGUAUAGGUGCCGGUCGGGCACAGGUGAACCGUCCAGUAGGGCCGCUUGCUUCACAGGGUCUACAACAGGGAUGAGCCCCUCGAAACACGUGCGGGCUAGACUUUUAGUGGCGGGGUCGGUUAGUGGUCGCGGGAGGGAGUAUGGGGACGAAAGACGAACAUUUUGUCAUUUUAUGACAAACAAUGCAAUAAUUUUAAGGAUGUAUCUGUCCGAACUAGUUCCUGUGCGUUCAUCCUGUUUGUUUCUUUUCUACCUGUUUCGACAUUUUAAUACAAUGAAAACACAACUACGUCUAUAAAAUAAACAAGUAUAUUGCCCAAGGUUGAUCUGUGCUAUGUAAACAUGCUUACAAGCAAUCUUUGAAGCUAUUCGGAAGAAACGCUUACACCGGAAGUCCUCGGGAUUUAUCUACAUACUGUGAAUCUGAACAUCCGUCGUACAAUAUAAACAGUUUUUUAAUGUCUGUUAUGCAUAUAUAAGAAACAGAACGUGUUCAUUUUUUUGCAAAAGGUUUCAAUAUUGAUUUUACAAAACAAACAAAUGGCGUAUGACAGAUCUAUUACAGGGAGAACAUACACGCCUAUUACGUCAAUUUUCACGUCCAAGUAAAUUCAUUUCAGUGUCAUGCUGAUACAAAUAAAAAGAAAUUGUAGAUA
Messenger RNA from Mizuhopecten yessoensis (Yesso scallop), 1589 nucleotides. Its product is annotated as putative defense protein 3. The transcript is spliced from 4 exons. Gene Ontology annotation, molecular function: oxidoreductase activity, acting on metal ions. NCBI's taxonomy places the organism in Eukaryota, Metazoa, Mollusca, Bivalvia, Pectinida, Pectinidae. The coding region runs from base 198 to 1007 and encodes 269 amino acids. The record is from RefSeq and is a predicted model, not a curated record.